Molecule: messenger RNA, 1933 nt
Organism: Notolabrus celidotus (New Zealand spotty)
Lineage: Eukaryota; Metazoa; Chordata; Actinopteri; Labriformes; Labridae
Gene: akr1b1.2
Product: aldo-keto reductase family 1, member B1 (aldose reductase), tandem duplicate 2
Exons: 10
Coding region: 108-1058 (316 amino acids)
Cellular component (GO): cytosol
Molecular function (GO): aldose reductase (NADPH) activity
Source: RefSeq, a predicted model, not a curated record
AGGCAUAACUAAUCGAUCGCCGAUCCCAGAGUCUUGCCUGCACUGUGCUCUGCAUUUGUUGUCUCAGCUCCUCAACCACUUCUUACAACUACUCGUUCUUUGGAGAAAUGGCGACUACAGUGAAGCUUAACACCGGUGCACAAUGUCCAAUUUUGGGACUGGGGACAUGGAAGUCUACCAAAGGUGCAGUCGCAGAUGCGGUGAAAGCAGCCAUCUCAGCGGGUUACAGGCACAUUGAUGGAGCCUUUGUCUACCAGAACGAAACAGAGGUGGGAGAGGGUGUCCAGGCCAUGAUCAAGGAAAGCGUGGUCAAGAGAGAGGAUCUUUUCAUUGUCAGCAAGUUGUGGUGCACUUUCCAUGAGAAGUCCCUGGUAAGGCAAGCUUGUGAAAAGACUCUCAGUGAUCUUAAACUGGACUACCUGGACCUCUAUCUGGUGCACUGGCCUAUGGGUUUCAAGUCUGGUGAUGAGCUUUUUCCAUUGGAUGACGCUGGAGAAACGAUCAACGAUGAGACCUCCUUCCUGGAGACAUGGGAGGGGAUGGAGGAGCUGGUGGAUGCAGGUUUGGUCAAAGCUAUCGGUGUCUCCAACUUCAACAAGGCACAGCUGGAAUCCAUUCUCAACAAGCCCGGCCUCAAAUACAAACCUGCCAACAACCAGAUUGAGUGCCACCCGUACCUGACCCAGGAGAAGCUGAUAGAUUACUGCCGCUCUCAGGGUGUCUUGGUGACAGCAUACAGCCCGCUGGGCUCUCCGGACAGACCCUGGGCUAAACCUGAAGACCCCUCACUUCUGGAGGAUCCAAACAUUAAAGCCAUCGCUGACAAGCACAAAAAGACAUCUGCUCAGGUCCUGAUCCGCUUCCACAUCCAAAGGAACGUGAUCGUGAUCCCCAAAUCCAUCACACCUCACCGCAUUCAGGAGAACUUCCAGGUGUUUGACUUUGAACUAACUGAGGAGGAAAUUAAGACUAUAUUAGGAUUCAACAAGAACUGGAGAGUGUGCCCCAUGCAAUUGAGCACAAAGCACAAGGACUAUCCAUUCAACGCUGAGUUCUGAAGUGAAAACGCUGAUUUUCCACAGGUUUACAUUUGGUGCUGGGGUUUGCUUCUCUCCUUUUAGACUGCUCGCUUUGCUCUUCUUUUGAGCAGCUGGCAGUUCGCAGUGUGGCCUUGGAGCAGAUUUUGAUUUCAUUGAUAAGAGAAAAUUAAGCUGACUCUUGCUGGUGUCGCCUCACAAUCCAAAAAGUUGUUCAUACACAUGUUUGAGAUGCCUGAAUAAUCCAAAUUGAGGCCAUUACUGAGUAUCAGUAUCUUCCCUUGACGCUAAUUCCUAAUUUGUUCUGUCUUAGUUGUUUCUUACUCAGCGCAAGGAAAAUUGCACUGACUUACUUUUGUAUUUGUGGACUUUUUGGUUACUGAACUACCUAAAAAAUGUACCAUUUACAUUAUAUAUGCAUCGUGGAUUCAAUAUGUUUGAAAGGAAAGAGCGUUUGGAGUUGUCAUUGUGCACUAAAAAGUAUUUUCUAUGUAGGACUUGUUGCUUGAAAUAUUUGUAGUAUCACAUAACAUCGAAGACUUCUUACAGUCAAUUAUUUUCCAUGAACUAAAAGAUAAAAACAGCUCCUUGAUCAAAACAUAUUUUCAUCUGCACUUAUCUGAUACAUACAGAACACAUCAUAUAUAAAAGCAUUUGGUGUAUACAUUUGACUGCAGAACAAAAACCUCUUUGUCACUGUUACGAAACACAAUACCUCGACUUGUCUUGAAAAAACUGAAGGACUCCCCACUGUUGCUUACAAGUCACAUGUGGCCCUUUAUAAUCAUGUGUCACCCUGUUACAAAAUCACUGCUUUCACUUCCUGUUUGAGCUGUUUUUUCAACCAUUGAAAUAAAAUCCUGUGGAAGAAAAUAAAAACAACUGUGUCAAAGUGU